GGGAUUUUCCUAAAACUAGUUAGGAUCCAACAUCUCAGAAUCAGGAGUGUGAUUAAAAUAGGACACCCUUUACUCUCUAAGUUACAGUUUCUAGUUGGAUUUUAAUCUUUGUUUGAAAUUUUCAUUUUUUUGGUAAUCUGUUUGAUGUUAGGACCUAGAUUUACAUUGGUUUCUGGCAUUCUCAUUCCAUCUCUGUUAAGAAAGUUCAAUCUUUUUGCUUUGAUGAAAGAAAGUUUAAAUUUUUAUGACUUGUGUUGUUAGCUAUUUGAGGAGUUGAUAUGUAGUUUAUGUUGGUUUUACUGUAUGUGUUAAUAGCUAGAGGAAGCAAAGUAUAUGAAGGAUAUAGUGUAAUCUGUAAACUUGAGCUUUAAACGGUAAUAUAAGGGUUCUAGAAGAAGGAUAAAAGUUUGUGGGCCUGUGCUGUUAAAGCUGUUGUUUUCAGUGAAGCUUUUGGUUACUGGAUUUUUAUUUUGGCAACUUGAAUGCUCUUUCUCAUCAAUUAUAAUCUUCUGGGGAUUUCUUCUUUGUUUUGUUUCUCUAUGGUCUAUUUCAUAUUUCACAAUCCAAAACCCUAUUUGGUCAGCUAUUCACUAAAGUCCAAGUCUUGAAUUGUGGAGCAAAUCACCAUUGAACUCUUCACAUACCUCACUGAGUUUUGUGAUUUUUAUUGGAGGCGAACUCUGCUUCCGUUUCAUUGGCGUUUUCUGGGUCUGUUUCUUUGCUUACCUCUAUAGUCUGAAAUAUCUGCAUCCCAUAAUUUUAGCUCACCAUCAAAGUUUUUGUAUUGAAAGCCUACUAUAAGAGUAAUUCAGAUCUGAUUUCCAAGAGCAACUCUAGAAAGUUCAUGGUUUUGGAGAUGGGUUUAGCCUAGACUAAACAGUAAACAGUAGCUUUGGUGUAUUUCUUUUCCCUCUUCUUCCUGUGGCUUCAAUUCUGGAUAGUGGAUUAAAAAAAAAACAUAGAAAGAAAAGCUAGAUGACUGUGGACGAGGCUGGUAGUAGCUCCGAGUGGACUAGAGAGCAAGAUAAGGCAUUUGAGAAUGCCCUGGCAACUUAUUCUGAAGAUGCUUCAGAUCGGUGGGAGAAAAUUGCAGCUGAUGUACCUGGGAAAACCCUAGAAGAGAUUAAACAUCACUAUGAGCUUCUUGUUGAUGAUCUUAACCAGAUUGAAUCUGGCUGUGUGCCUCUGCCUGCCUAUAAUUCUACUUCAGAGGGUUCAACAAGCCAUGGCGGUGACGAAGGAACGGGUAAGAAGGGUGGCCAUUUGGGGCACUAUAACAGUGAGUCUAAUCAUGGAAGUAAGGUAUCAAAGUCAGAUCAGGAACGCCGUAAGGGAAUUGCGUGGACAGAAGAUGAACACAGGUUAUUUCUUCUUGGUUUGGACAAAUAUGGGAAAGGCGACUGGCGAAGUAUAUCACGAAACUUUGUGGUAACGAGAACACCUACACAGGUGGCAAGCCAUGCACAAAAGUACUUCAUUCGUUUGAACUCAAUGAACAAAGAUAGGAGGCGAUCGAGCAUUCAUGACAUCACUAGUGUUGGCAAUGGGGAUAUUUCUGCACCCCAAGGACCGAUUACUGGUCAAACAAAUGGUAGUCCUGCAGGAGGUUCCUCUGGCAAAUCAACCAAACAACCCCCUCAGCCACCAUCUGGACCCCCUGGUGUUGGCAUGUAUGGUACUCCAACCAUAGGUCAGCCAAUAGGAGGACCCCUUGUCUCAGCAGUUGGUACACCGGUAAAUCUUCCUACAACAGCACAUAUGGCAUAUGGUGUCAGAGCACCUGUUCCUGGAGCUAUGGUUUCUGGGGCACCAAUGAACAUGGCUACAAUGGCAUAUCCAAUGCCUCACACAUCUGCACAUAGGUAAUCUGCAAUUUAGUUGCAACAUGAAUGCAGGACAGAAGACUAUUGCUUGUGCUCUUGUUGGGUUAUUGGAAUCCUUUAGAUCAGAGCCUGAACAUUUUUGCUUAUUCAGCACAAGUUGUUUAAUGUUUGUCAUUUAUCUAUUUUUGUAUCCAUUCUAAAUAAGCCAUAUGGGUAGAUUACCUGAAUUUGUGUAUAGGCGACUUUGGAAGAGUUGGCAGUGUUUAAAAUUAGGAUAGUUCUAGUUUGCUCUCUUAUAAAGAUUUUAAGCUCAAUUAUUAGUCUUUAGAAGUAGUUGGUAUUUAAGUUCUAUGGCACAAGAUGUAAAGAACCAUUUAUAUCUUUUACUACUUUUGAGUAGCAUAUCUAAACCACCAGGCUUUGCUAUAUCAA
Messenger RNA from Quercus robur (English oak), 2255 nucleotides. Its product is annotated as transcription factor SRM1. The transcript is spliced from 3 exons. Bases 976 to 1866 code for a protein of 296 amino acids. NCBI's taxonomy places the organism in Eukaryota, Viridiplantae, Streptophyta, Magnoliopsida, Fagales, Fagaceae. Gene Ontology annotation, molecular function: DNA binding. The record is from RefSeq and is a predicted model, not a curated record.